Messenger RNA from Camelus dromedarius (Arabian camel), 2128 nucleotides. RefSeq names its product dentin matrix acidic phosphoprotein 1 (gene DMP1). The record is from RefSeq and is a predicted model, not a curated record. Gene Ontology annotation, cellular component: extracellular matrix. Gene Ontology annotation, molecular function: extracellular matrix binding. The coding region runs from base 5 to 1576 and encodes 523 amino acids. The transcript is spliced from 5 exons. Lineage: Eukaryota; Metazoa; Chordata; Mammalia; Artiodactyla; Camelidae. Gene Ontology annotation, biological process: extracellular matrix organization; ossification.
AGAGAUGUACACGGCUAUGAAGACCAGCAUCCUGCUUAUGUUCCUGUGGGGAUUGUCCUGUGCUCUUCCAGUCGCCAAGCAUCAAAAUACUGAAUCCAAGAGCUCUGAAGAAUGGGAGGAUCAUUUGGCUCAGACACCAACACCACCUUUGGAGAGCAGUGAGUCAUCAGAAGAAAGUAAAGUUAGCUCAGAGGAACAGGCAAAUGAAGACCCCAGUGACAGCACAGAAUCAGAGGAAGGCCUGAGCCUUGAUGAUCAUCAGUACAUUCAUAGACCAGCUGGUGGCCUCUCUAGUAGUGGAGGAAAAGAAGGAGAUGAUAAAGAUGAUGAUGAAGAUGAGAGUGGAGAUGACACCUUUGGUGAUGAUGACAGUGGCCCAGGCCCUGCAGAGAGACAAGGUGGGGACUCCAGACUUGGAAGUGAUGAAGACUCAGCUGACACCACACAAUCCAGGGAAGAUAGUACCCCACAAGGGGAAGACAGUGCCCAAGAUACCACCAGCGAGAGCAGGGACCUUGACGACGAAGGCGAGGUGAACAGCAGGCCUGAGGGAGGUGACUCCACACCAGAGAGCGAGAGUGAGGAGCACUGGGUGGGAGGUGGCAGUGAGGGGGAGAGUAGCCAUGGGGAUGGCUCUGAGUUUGACGAUGAAGGAAUGCAGAGCGAUGACCCAGGCACCUUCAGGAGUGAGAGGAGCAGCUCCAGAAUAAACAGUGCCAGUGUCAAAUCCAAAGAAUUGAAAGAGAAUGAUGAGGAGCAAGCAAACACGCAGGACACCCAUGACAGCCAAUCCCGGGAGUCUCCCAGUAGGAAAUUUUUCAGAAAGUCUCGCAUUUCUGAGGAAGGUGGCAGAGGUGACCUGGAUGAUAACUACACUAUGGAAGAAGUCCAGAGUGACUCCACAGAAAACCCCGACUCCAAAGAAGCUGGCCUCAGCCAAACCAGGGAACACAGCAAGAGUGACAAACAGGAGAGCGAGGAGAAUCGGUCCCCGGAAGACAGUCAGAAUGUCCAAGAUCCCAGCAGUGAGUCUAGUCAAGAGGUUGACCUGCCUUCUCAAGAAAGCAGUAGUGAAUCUCAGGAAGAGGUAGCAGGUGAGCCCAGGGGGGACAAUCCUGAUAACAUCACCAGUCCCUCAGAAGAGAAUCAGGAAGAGAGUGACUCCAGUGAGGAGAACAGCUUGGAUAAACCCUCCAAUUCAGAAAGCAAAUCCAGAGAGGAGCAAGCUGACAGCGAAUCCAAUGAGAGCCUCAACUCCAAGGAAAGCCCGGAGACCACGGAAGAGGAGAACAGUUCUAGCCAGGAGGGCCUCCAGUCUGACAGUGCCUCAGCAGAGACCAAGAGCCGGGAGAGCCAGUCCGAGCAGGACAGCCCAUCUGAGGAGGACGAUGGCAGUGAUUCUCAGGACAGCAGCAUAUCCCAAGAAGAGAGCAAUUCUACUGAGAGCGUGUCAAGCAGUGAGGAAGACGGCCAGUCAAAAACCACUGAGAUAGACAGCAGAAAACUAACAGUGGAUGCUUAUCACAACAAACCCAUCGGGGAUCAAGAUGACAACGACUGCCAAGACGGUUAUUAGCAUCGGCUUUCCUGAGUGGUUCUCACCUGCUGAAGUCCUAGGGAUUGGAGACGAGGGAAAUCAUUAUAACUGUAAUUUAUUGAUGUUUUCAUCAGAAGAAUAACCAGAGGCCAUUUCUUUCUGAAAGGAAAUGUUGAACACUAUACUUGUUUCUAGGGUGCCAAGCCACAGAGGUUUACAUAACGGGGAGUGACACUAGAUCACACUCAAUGAGACUAGAAGCAAGGAAAGAUGUACAUUGUAGCGUCACAGCUUCACAGUCGUUCCAAACUCGUUAACCUAACAAACAGUGAUUGAGGUUCUAUUAUGUACCAGGCACUGUGCUAGGUGCUGGGGAUAUAAAAUUUAAGACUUGUUUCUUGCUCCUGAGGAGCUUACAGAGGGAUACAUAAAGUUAAAGAGGGACACAGAUGAGGAAAAGAAGAAUUAUUACAAUCCAGUGCAGUGAGCGCUAUCACAGAGACGUGAACAAAACAUACGCGAGCACAGAAGAGGGGACCACCUUCGCCUUGGAGAAUCAAAGAGGCCUUCACAGCAGAAAAGACACUGGCA